CCGCCAGCUGUGAUACGCCCGGUGUUUCAGAUCAGUCGCUGAUUGUACUCUGCGGCUGUCGCUGGCUUCGCUGGCUUCGCUGGCUUCGCUGGCGGGCGGACCAUCGGCCAGGCCAUCCCACGGACGGGGAGGACGCGCCAGACACUGUGUAUACGACAUCGAACAGCUCGAGCACCUGAUCGCCGGGAGAACAACACACGGAACCUCCGGGAAACAACAGCAACUCGAACGCGGCUGGAAGGUGUCCAGGAGCACCCUCGGCAACUUCAGUCACCCCCGCACCCGGUGCAUCGGUGCCUGCGUCGUCUGGAAAACUUUGAAACUUCGUAGUGCGCGGACCGGAUUGAGGCCAGAAUAUCAGUUCAAGUCAGCGAGAGGUAUUGGAACCUAAGUGCGAGAAAUUCCGAAGAAAUCGCCAUCGCGGGGUGACACUCGGACAACGCCGAGCAGCGCGUUGGUGCGCAGUCUCAAUGAGACUCUCAAGCACCGCGACGCCCUCCACGGCCAGGAUGCCGGCCUUCCUGGCCCUGCUCUGGGCCUGCCUGCUGCUCCCCACGGCCUCCGCGGCGCGCACGCGCACGCACACGCGGGCCGUCGGCGGCACGGCGGACAACAGCCUCCCCGACGACCCCCUGCUGCCCAACAAGAGGGGCUUCGGGCCCGAGGUGACGGUGGCGCAGGGCCGGCUGCUGGGCCGCACGCUGUUCUCCACCAAGGGGACGGCCUUCGACGCCUUCUCCGGCAUCCCGUACGCCGCGCCGCCCGUCGGGGAGCUGCGGUUCAAGGGUCCGCGCCCACCCUCGCCCUGGCCGGGGGUCCGCGACGCGCGCAAGGAGGGUCGCAUCUGCACGCAGCCGUUCUUCAACCUGACGCGCGUCUUGUUUACGCGCCUGCCCAAGUCCAUGGCGCUGCUGCGCGGCGAGGAGCUGCCCGGCUUCGUGCGCAUCCAGCCCUGGCUGCUGCAGGCCCUGGCCAACAUCCUCACGUCCGGCGAGGACUGCCUGUACCUCAACGUGUACACCCCCAGGGAGGCCGCCAGGUCCAGUCGGGCCGCGGGGACGGCGGGGCUGCCGGUGCUCCUGUGGGUCUACGGCGGCGGCUUCGUGUGGGGCGAGGGCGGCCUCGCGUUCUACGACCCGGACGCCUUCAUGGACCAGGGCAUGGUGGUCGUCACCUUCAACUACCGCCUCGGCCCUCUCGGCUUCAUGGACCUGGGCCGCGGCUCGGGGAUGUCCGGCAACGCGGGCAUCAAGGACCAGGCGGCAGCGCUGCAGUGGGUGCGCGACAACAUCGCCCAGUUCGGCGGCGACCCCAACAAGAUCACGGUGUACGGCGAGAGCGCCGGGGCCGUCGGCGCGCACCUCCACCUCAUGAACCCGCGCAGUGCCAGCAUGAUCCGGGGUGCCAUCAUCACCAGCGGCAGCGCCGUGCACUGGUGGAGCUCCGUGCCGGCCGCCACCGCGGCGCGGCGCGCGCGCAACCUGGCGCGGUGGACGCCCUGCCGGGCCGAGGCGGACGGCGACGCGCGCGCCCUGGUGCAGUGCCUCAGGAAGGUGCCCGCCCGCCAGCUCGCGCUCCUGCAGGAGAAGGGCGUCGGCGAGGAGGAGUGGCGCUACCUCCCGGGGCGCGUGGCGUUCGUGCCGUCGGUGGAGGAGGCCGACGAGGAGGCCGACGAGUGGGACGCGCCGUACCUCACGGAGAGCCCGCGCGACCUGAUGGUGGCUGGCAAGACCGCCAACGUGCCCAUCAUGCUCGGCUUCAACAGCGGCGAGUCUCUCAUCAUGUUCACCGGCCUGACACGCGAGCCCAGCGAGGAGACGCUGCAAAUGGUGGAACGCAACGUGACGGGCCUGCUGCCCGACGAGGUCUUCCAGCGCCUCAACCUGACGGAGGCCGAGGACCUGAGCCGCCAGAUCAAGCGCUUCUACCUCGGCGACGGGGACCCCGUCUCCCUGGCCGUGCGGCCCAAGUUCUUCGAGAUGGUCACCAGCAUCUUCAUGUACCUGGACACGCUCAUGCUGAGCCGGUACAUGACGGCCUCGCCGUCGGCCGCCCCCGUCUACCUGUACCGCUUCACGUACGUGGGCGCGCUCAACAUGUUCAAGAACCUCCUGCGCAUCAUGUCCAACGAGGCCUGCCACGGUGACGAGCUCCCCUACGUGUGGCGGAUGAGGGUGGCCCCCGCCAGCCGGCCGUUGGGUCCCUCAGCCACCGAGUACCGCGUGCGGGACACCUUCUCCUCGAUGAUCGCCAACUUCAUCAAGACCGGGUCGCCCACACCGGCGGCGUCCGGUCUGAACGUGACGUGGCCGCCGUUCACCGCCAUGGAGCAGUCCUUCCUGGAGAUGGGCGAGCGGCCCGUGGUGCGCCAGGACUUCCGGCCCGAAACGGUGAGCCUGUGGGACGGCAUCUACGGGCGGCUGCUGGGCGGCCCCAUCUGGAGCAAGAUGGCCGACAUCGAGGCGCGCCGAAGACGGCGUCGAGAGGCCGGCCUCGUCGACGAGAAGCGUAGAAGUCGCGAACGACGAGAGAAGGUGAUCUCGGGUGGCCGUUAGCACGCCCCGAACCGGGGGUGCAGUGCGGCGAAGGCCUCGAUGUCGAUGAACUCGGGGUCCUGCGGCCUGGCGUCGUCGCCGACCUCCAGCACGUCGUCCAGCUGCACAACCGUCCCUGGCGGCGUCCCUCCGCGCUUGCGGACUCCUUCAACUUCGUCGUCCGGGACAGCGCGGACGCUCAGCGUCCGAGCGGCUACGGCGGCGGGGACCGGCGGUGCCUGCGUCACGUGGAGCAGCAGGGCCUUCUGCACGCCGACGU
Thrips palmi is the source of this 2814-nucleotide messenger RNA. RefSeq names its product acetylcholinesterase-like. The transcript is spliced from 14 exons. The record is from RefSeq and is a predicted model, not a curated record. NCBI's taxonomy places the organism in Eukaryota, Metazoa, Arthropoda, Insecta, Thysanoptera, Thripidae. Bases 471 to 2555 code for a protein of 694 amino acids.